AUGAUUGGGCAACUCGCUGCUGCAGUUUGCUCUGUCUAUGGCAUUGCUUAUUCCGGCUAUUACCUGACUCACCUGGCUCUCGAGCUGGUUGUAGAUGGGAAAGGAAAGAAGGUUCUAAAGGAUAGGUCGAGGGCUGUCCCUCAUGCUUCUCUCUUUCCACAGAGCACAGAAGCAACAGCACUCUCUGCCCUGGCUCCCUCUGCUCCUGGAGAAGAGGCCAAAGAGGAGCCAAAGGAGGGAAAUUACUGCCUGAUUCCAGCUGUGGUCACAGCACAGCUGGAAUAUUCCAAGCCAGGAUCCGUCCAGCACCUUGUGGAACAGCAGGACGUGGAACACAGUGGGGAUGUGUCACCAGCAGUGACACCCACUUCAGCAGGGGCAGAGAGUGGUGCACACGAGAGCCUCAGCCCCUCAGCUGAUGAGCCGCUCUUCUUGAAUGCAGCUGAGCACAUGCACACUGAGGUGGUUAAGGAGGCCGUGCUUGUGGCCCGGAGACCCUUGGAGGAGCCAGAAGAUCCCUGCGAGCAGAAACAAAGUGGAGAUGAAGAGAUGGGAGCAAAAGCCAGAGCAGCAGAGGCAGAGAGCCCUGCCUAUGUCCCACACAGCCCCAGAGCCGAUGGCCUGGUUCUCCUGGACACAGCCCAGUCCAUGGCAGCCUCAGCAGAAGGGACAGAGAGCCCAGGACAUACUGUGCACAGUCAAACUGCUGACGCUCCGCUAUUCCUGGACCACAGGGACUUCCUCCAGACUGAGGGGCUUAAGAGGGCUGUGCUGAUGGUCCAGGAACCAUUGGAAUAGCCAAAAGAAGCGCAGAAGCAGGAAGGAAGCAGGCACGAGGCAGGAGCAGGCAGAGACAGAGAGCCUGGCACAUGCCCCACACAGCCCCACAGUCCAUGACCCACCUCUGCUGGAAACAGCAGAGUGCGAUAGGAGGGGCUUUUCCCUCUUUGUUGUGUCUUCUUCUUUUGUAGGGUUUGAAUGGAUAAAAACCAAUCUAUCUAUCCACCUAUACAUGUACCUAUAGAUCCAUUUAUAUAGAUGCCUCUCUUUAU
This is a messenger RNA of Hirundo rustica (Barn swallow), 1052 nucleotides long. RefSeq lists its product as uncharacterized. The record is from RefSeq and is a predicted model, not a curated record. NCBI's taxonomy places the organism in Eukaryota, Metazoa, Chordata, Aves, Passeriformes, Hirundinidae. The transcript is spliced from 3 exons. The coding region runs from base 1 to 798 and encodes 265 amino acids.